Erinaceus europaeus (western European hedgehog) is the source of this 1641-nucleotide messenger RNA. It is a transcript of the gene LRIT2, whose product is annotated as leucine rich repeat, Ig-like and transmembrane domains 2. The transcript has 3 exons. Bases 1 to 1641 code for a protein of 546 amino acids. Gene Ontology annotation, molecular function: protein binding. NCBI's taxonomy places the organism in Eukaryota, Metazoa, Chordata, Mammalia, Eulipotyphla, Erinaceidae. The record is from RefSeq and is a predicted model, not a curated record.
AUGGCUUCAAUUUCCCACUACCUGUUAAUUCUGGUCUUUCUGGACUUACACACAAUUCUGUUAGCUUAUUUGCUAGGCUGCACCUGUUCAGAGGAGAGUUUUGGCAGGACUUUGCAGUGCAGGUCUGUUUCUCUGGGGAAGAUCUCAACACACUUUUCUGAAGAGUUCAAGCAAGUGAGAAUUGAAAACUCACCCAUAUAUGAACUGUCCAAAGGGUCUUUCAUGAAUAUGAGCACCUUGGAAUGCCUCUGGCUCAAUUUCAGCAAUGUUACUGUGAUUCACAAAGGAGCCCUGGAUCACCUCUCAGGACUGAGGGAACUGAGGCUGGAGGGCAACAGACUGCACUCUAUCCCGUGGACAACAUUCCAGGUCACCCCACUGCUCAGGGUCUUGGACCUCAAAAAUAACAGGAUUGAGGUUCUCCCUGAGCUGGCUCUUCAGUUCUUGGUCAGCCUGACCUAUCUUGACCUGUCUUCUAACAGACUUACCGUGGUAUCCAGGAGGGUCUUCUUGAACUGGGUAGUCCACCAGAAACUCCAGCCGGACUGUAGGGCUGAUAUUCUCUCCAGUAAGAUGCUGGCAUUACACAACAACCCCUGGCUCUGUGACUGUCGUCUAAGGGGACUUGUCCAGUUUGUCAGGUCCGUCAGCCUCCCAGUCAUCCUGGUGAAUCCCUACCUGGUGUGCCAAGGUCCUCUCUCCAAGGCAGGGCAGUGUUUUUAUGACAUGGAGCCUGGGGCUUGUGUGAAGCCUGAGAUCUCAACUCCCAGGGCCAAUGUCACCAUCCAAGUGGGGCAGAAUGUGACACUGAGUUGUUUGGCCAGGGCCAGCCCUUCAGCAACCAUUGUGUGGACUUACCCCCUGAGCAUGUGGAAGGAAUUUGACGUGCUGACCUCCAUUACUGCGGAAGAUGACACUCUCUCAGAGCUGAUCAUACCUGCUGCCCACUUGGUAUACAGGGGCAACUACACCUGUGUGGCCUCCAAUCCCAUUGGCAGGAGCUCCCUUGUCAUCUCCCUCCACAUCCACCCUACCCAGGCCCUGCCUGGAUCCCAUUCUCUUCCCUCCCCGUCAGAAGGUGAGGCCUACCUUGAACUGAAGAUCGUCAAACAGACGGUGCGUGGGGUCCUGCUAGAGUGGUUUGCAGAGGCUGACACCCCUGAGAAGUGGUUCACACUCUACAUCAUCUCAGAUGAAGCCCUCAAGCAGGAAGCAGUCCACAUUGGUCCUGGGAUCAACAUGUACUUAGUGGAUGGGCUACUCCCCAGCAUGAAGUACAGAGCGUGCCUCAGCCUGGGGGCCCGGCCUGCACUCCAGGGCAGGUGUGUGGUCUUCGUGACAGGCAGUGAUGCUGGAAGGGAGCUGGAGGAACGAGAACGUUUCCUGCAUGUCACGGUGGUCCUGUGUGCCAUUCUGCUCACAGUGCCCCUGGGCGUGUAUGUCUGGGCAGCCCAGGCCCCCCUCAGCUGUAAGGAGUGGGGCCUGGGCUUCUGUUCUGGUGGCAGAACUCCAAGAUGCCCCCAGGCUGCUCCACUGCACCAGGAGGACUUUUGCAAAGAUCACGUAGCUGCCUGUGAAGAUGGUCUGGGACACAGAGACACAGAGGUCGAGGAGGAGGCAGGCAAGGGAGUGAAUGGCUGA